AUGGCGCCCGAGGCCGACAGCGAAUCCUUGCCCUCGGAGCGCCCCUACCGCUCCCACCUUCGCCCGGCGUGCUUAGCCUGCCGGAAGCGCAAGUCACGGUGUAACGUCGAUAGAAGUGGAGGAUCCUGUCUGACCUGCCGAGCUCACGGGACACAAUGCGAAUUCCCACCGGCCCCUGAUGGAGCCUCGCCGCGGCCGAAGACUACCUGGAGAAACGUCCAAGCCGGUAGGUCAAAGGAUCUGGGCCACCGCGCCUCCGCGGCCUCAUCACCACACCCUUCGGCUCGGACAUUGUCAUCGGAGCUCAACUACAACCACCAGACGAACCAGCUGUCACUGGCCGAGGCAAGCCGGCGGAAGUCAAAAUCCUCAGAUGGCCAGCCUCCGUUGUGCUCGCCCAAAGACAAGCGGUACCCUGAACCCAUCGGCGAUGGAGGAGAGGAUGAGGCACACAUUGUGGGACCAGCCGAUAUUGAGGACACCCAAGUUCUAUCAACGUACCUGUCCAAUGAUUCAUCUGCGUUGAUUAGAAGUAGGAUCUCGGUGACGAGCCCACGGCGGGACCAUGGAGGUGGCACACGGAAACCCGUUGUCUUCACCACGGUGAGGAAGCAGCCUAUCGGCCUGCCUGACGACCGGAAUCCGGCAUUCUUGAAAUGUCAGAUGAUCGAGAAGCUCCUCGAGCCUAUGCUUCAUGACGUUGUUGAGCUGUUCUUUGAAAAGCCAAACCGGUGUUUCCCCUUGUUGGAUAGACAAUCCUUUGAGAAACGAUUCGUUGAGGAUAGGAGGCACAUCUCGCCGGCCUUGUUGUCUUCUCUCUAUGCGCAUACAAUGACCUACUGGGCACAGUCGCCCAGCCUCGUUAUCCAACAUCGCCCCGACACUAGGUUCAUUUGGAACCAGGCCAACGAUGCUCUGUACUCGGAGAUUCAUUUGUCACCCGGCAUCUCGACUUUGCUGGCAAUACUUCUAAACAUUUCCGGCCGGCCAUUGACUUCCAUCAUCGGAAAUGGCCUUCAGCUUGGCUCUGCUAUUUCUCUGGCUCAUUCGCUCGGCCUGAACCGAGACUCGUCUGAUUGGAAUAUCCCAGAAGCCGAGAAGCUGCUGCGGACAAAGAUCUGGUGGGCUAUCUUUGUGUAUGAUAAGUGGUCGAGUCUCGCGUACGGCACGCCCCCGCAGCUAAGGAGCGGCCAGCAUGAUGUUUCUCUUCCCACGGUAGAGCAGCUUUGCGGCCCAGCACCCAACCCGGUUGACUACGAAGCAACGUCUGUGUACCUCGCCUUUGUCGCUCUUGCUCGGUUUCUCGACAGAUACUUGGAGCGCAUCUACGACCUUGAGAAGACAUCAACCACCGGUCCGUGGGAUCUGGAAGUCUUGCUGACGCAAUGGGAGGACUCACUCGAAAACAAUAUACGGCGAAGGAUCAUCCGUGGUGGCGAGAGUCUCGACAUACCAGGCUCGGCCAACCUUCGUCUCGCGUAUCUCUACAUCAGACUUUUGCUUCGGAAGUGGGAACUAGACGCUGAGAAACCAGCCAACGCUGACAACACGUCCUCCAUUCCCAUGCGCUGCUAUCUUGAAGUCCGACGGGCUGCCGAGGAGAUUGUCCUUCUUGUUCAAGAGCUGAAGGACCUCCAACUUGGCGACUACUGGCUUCCACUUCUCACCUUCGCGUUUACGUCCACCACCAAGUUCCUCCUUCGCUGCGCUCUAGAGACAGAGAAUACCAUCAGCGGACUGGCGCAGAGCAUGUCGCUGAAGCUGGCGCGCGACCUUAUCGAUGCGCUGCAGGUACAUCGCCAAAAGGCCUGGGACGUGGGAGAUUUGUGUAUUGCGCAGUACUCCGAGGUCAUCGAGAAGCUCGCUACGUCGACCUCGAGCGCCAAUGUUUCUGAGCAACCUGUCAACAUGCCCGAGCUGCAAGAAUACGUAUCUGCUUCCACGCUUGCAGUAAAGCUACGAGACUUUGGAGGAUGGGCGGCGUCAACAGACACCUCAGAAUCAUAUUUCAGGCACGGAUUGCGACUCAUCAACCCCGCAUCAUCAAACUUCACUCUCGACUCGGGAGCUGACAUCGCCUUCAACCUCCAGGUCAGUAAGUCUGUCGAUACGAUCACACCAAUCCCGACACCGUCACCAGAGAAGGAUUCCGCGUGGUGCUUUCCGGAUACUGAAGAGGGGGUUCUGGACGCUGUCAAGAAGGGAGCAACUCAUCUCUGGGCCAACACCAUCUUGUUCGCAUCUCACCCAAUCCAAACUUCUAGAUCCCUUGGGAGCGUUCAAGAUACUCUCAAAGUCAUUGGGCAUGGACCUCUUGUUGUGGAAAAGUACGAUGACAAGGAAUACGUAAACAAUUUGCUCCGCAGCAUCGGCGGCUUUACAAUGCCUCGGUCCUGGACAGUCCACUCCAGUCCGACAGUUGGAGUCAAGCUUCGACAACUCAGCCUACCAUUUCCCCUUGUCGCGAAGCCAAUCCGCGGACGGGGAAGUCACGGUGUUCGGGUGUGCCAAAACCUCGAGGACCUCACCGCGCACGCCGAAACCCUGUUCAAGGAAUCGCCAAGCAUCAUGCUUGAAGAAUAUCUUGCAGGAGAAGAGGCGACGAUCACUGUGAUGCCUCCGAAUGAAGGGAAGAAUGACUACUGGUCCUUGCCAAUUGUCACACGUUUCAAUCACCAACACGGGAUUGCGCCCUACAACGGCGUGGUAGCGGUCACCGCCAACUCAAGAGUCAUAACAAAGGAGGAGGAGCAGGAGGAUACAGCGUAUGAUCGGAUCGCGAGGGAGUGCGAGGCAGCGGCUAGGGUAUUGAGUGUGGCCGCUCCCAUCCGCAUCGACGUGCGACGUUUUGACGAGACACCUGGGUCUAGGUUUGCUCUAUUUGACGUAAACAUGAAGCCGAACAUGACUGGUCCUGGUCGGCCUGGGCGAGAUGACCAGGCGAGUCUGACGCUCCUGGCAGCCGAGGCACUGGGUUGGGACUACCCAGAGCUAUUGAGGCAGGUCUUGAACACAUCGUCGACUUUGAAAACGCUCAGGGAACUGAAGCCUCGGGAAAACUAA
Molecule: messenger RNA, 3063 nt
Organism: Colletotrichum orchidophilum
Lineage: Eukaryota; Fungi; Ascomycota; Sordariomycetes; Glomerellales; Glomerellaceae
Product: fungal specific transcription factor domain-containing protein
Exons: 6
Coding region: 1-3063 (1020 amino acids)
Biological process (GO): DNA-templated transcription
Cellular component (GO): nucleus
Molecular function (GO): DNA binding; D-alanine-D-alanine ligase activity; zinc ion binding
Source: RefSeq, a predicted model, not a curated record